Ricinus communis (castor bean) is the source of this 1238-nucleotide messenger RNA. RefSeq names its product peroxisomal membrane protein 11B. Gene Ontology annotation, cellular component: peroxisomal membrane. Gene Ontology annotation, biological process: peroxisome fission; regulation of peroxisome size. The coding region runs from base 378 to 1058 and encodes 226 amino acids. The transcript has a single exon. The record is from RefSeq and is a predicted model, not a curated record. Lineage: Eukaryota; Viridiplantae; Streptophyta; Magnoliopsida; Malpighiales; Euphorbiaceae.
UAGGAUCUAAAACUUUUAUCUGUAUUAAUGAAAUCAUUAAAAAUGAAAUGUAACCAGAAUUCGUUCGUCCUGUUAACAUGGUAAAGGACGAAAUAAUUUCUUUCCAGAAAAGACAAAAACAGAGCCUACAAUUUAGAAAAUUAGCUCCAAAAAAAUAAAAAAUAAAAACUCUAGAAUGAAAAGAAAACUACUGGUUCACGUUCAUCCUACAGAAUUAUCCCAAAGAAGCAUCCAUCUGUGGCUCUCAUCUUUAGUUUAUGGAGUAUACAAGUUCUCCACAGAAUCCAAAUGAACUCUUCUUUAGCCUCAUCGUCAAUUCUCAAAUAAUUAACAUCAGCCCAUAGGCCUGUCCGACUCUCAGUACCUCCCACGCCACCAUGAAUGACACAGUGGACAAGCUAGUCGUGUUCUUGGCAAAGAGAGAUGGGAUAGACAAGCUUGUCAAGACUUUCCAAUACGUAUCCAAGCUUGUCAAUUGGCAUGCAGAAUCCAAACACCCAGAAAUUGCUCAAAGAUUCAAGCAAUGGGAAGUUGCAUCCGGGCUUAGCAGAAAAGCUUUUAGAACUGGCAGGUUUCUCACUGGCUUCAAUGCUCUAAGAAGAGGCCCAGGCUCAAGCACGACUUUCAGGUUCUUAGCUGUUCUUGCUAAUGCAGGAGAAAUGGUUUACUUCUUUUUUGACCAUUUUCUUUGGUUAUCGAGAAUUGGGACUUUGGAUGCUAAGUUGGCAAAACGGAUGAGCUUCAUUUCAGCAUUUGGUGAGUCUUUUGGGUAUAUAUUUUUUGUGAUAGCUGAUUUUAUUAUGAUAAGAGAGGGGAUAAGGAAAGAGAGAAAGCUUGUUUCUACAAAAGAGGAUGACCCGAAGGAAGUGCAAGAAAAUAUCAGGAAGAUUAGAGCAGAUAGAGUGAUGAGGUUGAUGGCAGUAGCAGCUAAUAUUGCAGACUUGAUCAUUGCACUUGCAGAGAUUGAACCAAACCCAUUCUGUAACCAUACUGUUACUCUUGGGAUUAGCGGAUUGGUCUCUGCCUGGGCUGGUUGGUAUAGAAACUGGCCCUCGUAAAUUUUAUAAUCCCAGCAAACAAAACUCAAUCAUAGCAGUGAAUUCUUGAAAAUGGAAAACUGAAAUAUGUCUCUCGUUCAUCUUUGUAGCUAUGGAUAUUGCAGUGCAGUUACAUUGUGCUUCAAAGUUUUCCUAUAUGUCAUACUGUUUAUAAUUAAUCAACUCUACGGUUGAAUUUUA